AUGGAAUGUCAAGAAGCAGAGGACACGGGGAUGCUCAGCACCAGGGCCCCACGCCUCUUAACCCACUUCACCCUGAGGCUCCACAACAUCCAGGAGCAGGAAAGGACCCAGCAGGUCAUCCCUGUGAGAGGAGCCAUCCCCCACUCAGACUACAAGCCUAGGAAUUUCUCCAAGGGCAUUGCAUUUCUAAGGGACUUUAUUCUGAUGGCUGCUCACUGCCGGGGAAGAGUAAUCAGUGUCACCCUUGGGGCCCACAACAUCCAGAAGCAGGAGAAGACCCAGCAGGUCAUGACUGUGAGACAAGCCAUCCACCACCCAGACUAUAAUCCUAAGAACCUCUCCAAUGACGUCAUUUUACUUCAGCUGGAGAGAAAGGCCAAGCAGACUGCAGCUGUGAGGAUCAUCAGCCUGCCCAGGGGCAAGGCCCAGGUGAAGCCCAGAGAGGUGUGCAGUGUGGCUGGCUGGGGGAAAGUCUCCCCAGUAGACAGAGUGUCCGACACACUGCAGGAUGUGGAGCUGACUGUGCAGAAGGAUGAUGUCUGUUACUCCCACUUCCCCCACCAUUGCAACCAGGCCACCCAGAUUUGUGUAGGGGACCCAAAGAAGAUGAAGAACUGCUUCAGGGGGCAGAAAAUUGCCUGCCAGGCAGAAAAAGAGCCUUGCUGCCCCAGCACCAGCCAGAGGGAUCAGAGUGACCUCAGGGAAGUGCUGGAGUCCCCCUGGGUGAGAGCAGAUAGCAAACUGGGGCAGCGGAAGGCCUGCUUCCUGAGACACCAUCUUUCCGGGGCCUCCAGGACCAUCGUAUAG
Messenger RNA from Equus caballus (horse), 807 nucleotides. NCBI's taxonomy places the organism in Eukaryota, Metazoa, Chordata, Mammalia, Perissodactyla, Equidae. The record is from RefSeq and is a predicted model, not a curated record.